CGCACAGCUCUGAGAUACUGCAGAGCCACACAUUUUGCCAUGUCCACUCAAGUCUUGGAAUGUGGCGGUGUUGUUACGUACCAGAUCCUAUGUGGUCGAGAGAUUGCGAGACAGGAUCGGUUUGCCAUACAGAUGGCCAACUACUGCUAUUUGGUGGUGAACACCUUGGACCACACGGCCAUUGCACUGGACGCCGCCUGGGACGUGCAGGGCCUCUAUGAUUUGGCCGCUGAGCUGGGUGUGAAGAUCCUGGGCUGUGUCUACACACAUUUUCACUUCGAUCACUGUGGGGGCGAUGUGCAUCCUAUGUUCACCGGCGGCCAAAAGGUGAAGCUGCCUGGCGCCAAAGAGGUGGAGGAAGCUGGUGGUAAGAUCUGGGCUGGCAAGGAAGAUGCUGAUGCCAUUCAGAAGCAGUGCUCGCUGAAAGAGGUGCUUCCCAUGCGGGAUGGAGAUGUGAUUCCUUGUGGAGAUCUUCUACUCCACAUCAUUCGGACACCUGGACACACUCCAGGCUCCAUUUGCGUCUUUGCGGCGCCACGGUGUUUAUCUCCUCGCGCAGAGAUGGCUGAAUCUCGUCUCAAGGAGGCCCGCAGCAAGGCGGAGGCUGGUCUCCUUAUCACUGGGGACACGCUCUUCGUGGGAUCUUGUGGUCGUACCGACCUGCCAGGCUCUGACCCGCGAGACAUGUUCAGCUCCUUGGCAAGGCUUAGCACCAUGAACCCUGCUGUGGUGGUUUGUCCAGGCCACAACUAUGCCGAGGAACCCUUCUCCACCAUCGGGGCCGAGCGUGCGCAGAAUGAGAUGGUGAAGAUGGGCCUCUCCCACUUUCCCGAGCCGCCACCGGUGCCUCCCUGCGCAAUGUGUGGUACCGGACAGCCCUGCGGGCCCAAGGGCUUCCGAAUCGGCCGCCGUGCGCGGAUCGUGAAGCUCACCUCCGAGCAGGGCCAGGUCUUGAACGGCCAGGACUGUGUUGUCGAGAGCUAUAUGGAAGAACGAGAGAGAUAUGCAGUUCGGAUGAUUGAUGCAUCGGCGGUCAAAGUGCUGAAACCAGAAAACCUGGAGAAGCCCGAGCUUGCGGAGUGAGGAAAUCUGCAAAGUCAGACUUGGUUUUUCGACCACUCAGUACAUAGAGAUCGAAUCCAGGUGACACCAGGACAUGCAAAAAAG
This is a messenger RNA of Durusdinium trenchii, 1167 nucleotides long. The record is from the annotation of a GenBank genome assembly. Lineage: Eukaryota; Dinophyceae; Suessiales; Symbiodiniaceae.